GGUUUUUGCUACAAUCAUCCAAAUGAACGAACACUUUCAAUAUUUGCCGCCCUUCAAAUUGCUUCCUGCCCUUAUCAUGAGACAGCAUUUCACCUCUCAGAUUGCCAAGCGGAGCACAUUUCCUUGUCCUUGAUUGAUAUUGAUGGAGUGAAGACCCCACCGUUGCAGCCAGCAAUCCCUCAAACUUGCCUCGUCUCUGGCCCACAAUAUCGAAGAUCGUUACUAACCUCCUUGGUCGCAAGAUGACCUUCUUGUCCAGGAAAGGUUCCGGCGACUCGACCGAUAGGGACAAUGAUGGUAGAGGCCGGAGCCGGGCUUCGUCGACGGAGACAGAUCAAGGCUCAAGCAAGCCAUCCAUCUUCCGACGCUUGAGCAAGAGCAUCAGUAGAUCGGAUGAAGGGCCAAAGAAGAAAGAUGACCCCUCUAACACCACGCAGCAACAUGAGGCCAAGACAAGCCAGAAGCAAGCCACCAUGGAAUCCAUGGAGAAGCUCGUUGAACCGAAAGUUGAUGAGUUAAGACCUGAGACCACGGCCCAUGAUGUCCACGUUGAACGAAUGGAAUCCCAUCCUCACCCUUCAGCCAAUAUAGCCUCGUCUGGAAGUCCGCCAUCAACACCCCGGAGUGCCACAGACACCCAUCGCCUCCCUACUCAUGACUCGGGCAUAGUAUCUCGCACGGCCACUAAGCAAGAGCCUUCAAAGAAGCCCGACGGUCUCACCAAAGAUGACGUCGAACAUCUGUUCAACGGUGCUCCUCAAUUCAUCCUGGAAAAGGGUCGGCGGGGACGAUUCUUUCCCCAAGCCUUCUUCCCCUGGAACAACGAUCUCGAAGUGGGCGAUCUUCAGGAUCGGAGAUAUCUCAAGCAUGAGAGCUUCGCAUUCUGUACGCUUCAUGCACAUCUACCCAUACCGGAUGAGGUCGGGUGGGUUCCGGGCAUGCCGUUCCCUAUGAAAAAAGUGGGACUCGAAACGGGAAAGAGGCCGCUGUUCGAAUUAGGAAUCUACGAGAGACCAAACAUGCUAGGACAAGAUGGGAGAGAGCCUGGCACCGUUGGACUGAGAUACUUCCUGGAGAGACCGGUUGCAGACGGCGUACAAGACAGCAAGAUCAGAGAACAUGCCAAAGAUGUAGAAGUCGAUUUGUCACUGGACGAUACUCCGGCAACUGAGGCAUUCAAAAUGCUAGCUCUAUCUCGAGACAACGAGCAAAUGAAUGCCAAAGUGGGCAAGCAUGCGCCCGCACAGGAUCGUCUCAAGUUCAUCAACGGGGGCCCUCCAGCUUGGAAAAGUGUCGGGGUAAGACCCAUAACCAUGCAAUGUCUGGUCGGCAGAAUGGAAAUGCUCGAUGGUUGGCGUGAUAGAACGGUAAGUGCAGGGUGGCGUGCCACUGUGUUGGACCAAGUCAAGUCCCCUGAACUCCACGACCAUCUCUUCGGCGAAUUGCUUUAUCCACCACGAAAACUGCACAAUGAGUCCAAAUGGCAUGACAAGGAGGCCAUGAAGGUACAAAUUGAAGCUCUGGUCAAAGUCCUUGCUACCCCUGGGGCAUGGCUAGACUUGAGCGCUCCCGAAGCCCGACUACGCUUUGGCAAGAUCAUCAAUAGCCGCACUACUCACUUUGACUACACAACCGGUACGAUGAUAAUCAAUCCGGAGAGGAAAUGGCUUCUUAUCCAGCUCCUCCUUUCUCUCGAACUUGUCGUCCGCCUCGACGCUGCUUUGCGACUGGGCAUUGCAAUGCAUGCUGAACACUUUGAAAUUUCCAGUGAAGAAAUACACCACUUUAACAAGCUCCGCACACUGAAGGUCGACUGGGAUCUGGUGCUUGCGAGACGCUACUUGGACUUGUGCUACGUGAAGAGGAACGAGCGCAAGGAGACGUUGAUCAAGACGGAGUCUCAAGCUCACAAGCUCGAUCGCCAUGCCAGCUUCUUUGGCGGACUGAGGCACACCCUUGGUCUUGACGACAGGGCCGAGUCGGAACCGGACCUUUGCGACGUUGCGAUUCUACCACGCGAUCCACAGAUAAUCAUCGAUGGUGUAUUCCGCUUCGCCACCAACAUCGGUUGGCCAAGGGCUCUCGACGUCCAGGCACGCCUGUCCCAGAAGUUGAAUGAAGGCACACAGGAAGAUCGAGACAGGUUUCUCCUGGAGGCCUUCUUUUGCACAAACGAAACCCACCAUGCUCAGCAUGAGGCAGAACUAAAGAUAGUUCCGCCACUGGACAGCUUCAACCUCAACUUACAUGCAGCAACCCCUGAAACCAUCGGCGGCUGGCUUUCACACAGCUGGUUCUCGGGACUGAUCUUGCCUGGCAAUUCUACGUCCGACAUGCUCAUGGCGACACUCCUUGAGAACGACACGGACCCGGCCACGCUUGAAACGCUGGGCACGAUGAACCUGCCUUUCCGAUCCUGUGGGUUUGUCCUGGGUGAUUCCUCGUGGUGGUCGAAAUCCAGUAUCGUCGCCCGGGUGUUGGCGCCCAUACGUGGCUCGAAGGAGAGCAUGGGUUGGAUCUGCCUGCCCAACUUUGUGCCUUUUGUCGAAUCUACCUCGGAAGCGGUCUCGAGUCGAUGGCUCAAGAUCAAGUCUUAUCCUGUGCCGACGCAACGAGACCGUCCACGUAUUCUUGACGGCGACCGACUCGCGACCGAAUCAACACCUCUGGGUGUCGGCAAAGGCGGCAUCAUGGGCGCCGAGUUCAGCAUGGUGACGGAUCACAUUCUCGACCACGAUUCGCACGCCGAGGUGGUCGUGAAGUCGGUCAGUCUGCACCUGUCCAACACGAACGCGACGGCCAUGAGCGCCGACCAUGCCCUUUCGGCGUGGGCGCAGUUCGAUCUCAGUAUCACGCGACCGGACGGAACUCCACCAGAGGCCAAACAAGUCCGCUACGGUCUCGACAGGGCGGUCUACUAUGUCACGGCGUACCCUUGCCGCCUCCCCCACGGACACGCCACGUUCAAACCGGGCUCGACCGACGCCCACUACAUCCGGCAGCACCCCCGGCACAAGGCGUCCGAGCAUCUGCCCGCGCACCCCCUGCACAAGACGUACAGGUUCGUCACGAAGACGCUGGAGGAGGUCGUGGAGAACCCUCACCUCGAACCGCCGGCGUGCGGCGCGGGCCCGACGGUGGAAGUUUGGAUCGUCGACGCCAGGAACAAGCUGAGCGCCGGGGAGAAGGAGAAGUGGAGUGAGAUCCAGAGCCUCCUCCACCAGAGUCACAACCAGAACCAGACUCGGUCCGACGAUACUUCGUCGACCACUUCGAGUCACAUGUCCGCGGCGGCGAGUCUGGCUGAAUGGUGCGGUCCCGGGGUGGAACAGAUAAGGAACAAAGAUGUCCUGGUGCGGGCGUGGUGCGCACAAAAGGGACGCAACGCCAUCGUCGCACGCGUCGGUAGGACGUGCCUCAGUUGUGCAGUGAGGGAGGCCAAGGCUUUGGAAAUCGGUGUCAUUGUCAGGGUAGGUAUCAAGGAGUGAUUUGAGUUGUUUUUUUUUCUUCUUUCAAGCACAGAAAGAGAGAGAGAGAGAGAGAGAGAGAGAGAGAGAGAGAGAGGACGAAUGGGACAAUGUACAUGUGCGUUGUCUAUCCACAUAGUGGAAUGAGAGAGAUGGCAAUGAAAUGGACUGCCUCUUAAGAUUAUUUGCCAUAUAGGAAACCUGAUGAAGUUGUGGUUG
Exophiala oligosperma is the source of this 3686-nucleotide messenger RNA. RefSeq lists its product as uncharacterized. The record is from RefSeq and is a predicted model, not a curated record. Lineage: Eukaryota; Fungi; Ascomycota; Eurotiomycetes; Chaetothyriales; Herpotrichiellaceae. Bases 243 to 3488 code for a protein of 1081 amino acids. The transcript is spliced from 2 exons.